Asparagus officinalis (garden asparagus) is the source of this 1968-nucleotide messenger RNA. Its product is annotated as embryogenesis-associated protein EMB8-like. NCBI's taxonomy places the organism in Eukaryota, Viridiplantae, Streptophyta, Magnoliopsida, Asparagales, Asparagaceae. The transcript is spliced from 14 exons. The record is from RefSeq and is a predicted model, not a curated record. The coding region runs from base 142 to 1848 and encodes 568 amino acids. Gene Ontology annotation, molecular function: short-chain carboxylesterase activity; monoacylglycerol lipase activity.
GUAGACGAGUUCAUUCUCUCACACAACAUUUGCUUCCCACGAGCGGCCAACUCCCGCAUUUUAUUGAGGAGUCUCUGGCUCCAUUCUAAGACCUUCGCCCUAAAUUCUAGGGUUUCGAAAGCUCUCGAUCGGUCUUCAGCAAUGGCGUGCGUCAUCACUGACUCCGAUCUCACACUGCACGCUCUCCUCCUCAAAGCCUUCUCGUUGAUCCCGACAUCUUAUUACGUCCUAGCCCUCUCCGUUUUCGCCCUAACCGUGCUAUACAACUUUCUCGAGGUUCAUUUUGUUCGAGAUGCCCUUCGAGGGUUUAGGGGAGAUCGAGUGGCGCUCACGUUCAACCCCUCUUCGGAAAUUUACGAGGGUGUGGUCUCCAGGUGUCGGAUUCUUCACGGGAGGUACUUGGCGACGCCGUGGCUUGCGAGCCCUCAUUUUCAGACUGCGUUCUUGAAUUUUUUCGGGAGGCCGCCUUCCUUUUGUUAUAGAAGGCAAUUAUACACUGUGCAUGAUGGGGGAACUAUUGCUUUGGAUUGGUUACUUGCUUCUGAUGUUGCAGGUGGUCCUUAUGAAACUGGCAGGGUACUCUCUAAAGAUGAUUCAACUCCCCUUGUGAUUGUGGUUCCUGGACUUACCAGUGAUUCUGCUUCACCAUACAUGAAGCAUCUAGUUCACAGUUUCGCAAAGCAGGGUUGGAAUGUUGUUGUUGGUAACCAUCGGGGUCUGGGUGGCGUCUCGCUAACAUCUGAUUGCUUUUAUAACGCCGGAUGGACAAAUGAUGUGCGUGAAGUUAUUAACUGUCUUCAUCAAGAGUACCCCAAGGCUCCUCUCUUUGCCAUUGGGACAAGCAUUGGAGCAAAUGUCCUGGUUAAGUACCUUGGAGAAGAAGGGGAGAACACUCCUCUUGCUGGGGCAUCAUCUAUUUGUUCUCCAUGGGAUCUUUUGAUCUGCGACAGGUUUAUUAAUCGCAAGCUUAUCCAGCGGUUGUAUAACAGAACUCUUGCUACUGGGCUUAAAGGUUACGCUCAACUACAUCAGGCUAUUUAUACUCGGCUUGCAAACUGGGAUGGGAUCAGCAGUUCAUACUCUGUUAGGGACUUUGAUAACCAUGCCACUCGUGUUGUUGCAAAUUUCGAGACGGUGGAUACAUACUAUCGCCACUGCAGUUCUGCUAGUUUUAUCAAGGGUGUAUCUGUUCCCCUCCUCUGCAUUAGUGCGUUGGAUGAUCCAGUUUGUACAAGCGAAGCAAUUCCUUGGGAUGAGUGCAGGGCGAACAAGAAUAUUGUUUUGGCAACCUUACCUCAUGGAGGUCAUCUAGCAUUUUUCAAAGGGCUUAAUGCAUGCAGUUUAUGGUGGGUUGGAGCUGUCAGUGAGUUCUUUUCUGUUUUAUACUCUAGCCCAUACAUGCAUGGACAGCAACAGAUGGAGGAUACUGUGGUUGAUUCUCCUCUGGAGUCUUCAAUUGAUAAGUCCCCCUAUGUAAAUAUCAUGGAACAUGGACUUAUUGCUGCAGUGAAGAAUGAUGAGCCCGAUGAUGACAAAGUAAUGACCUCUGCUAAUACUCAGACAACUUAUGAAUUGAAACACGAUAACAAUGGUACAAUUCGAGAGGGGAAUGAAGAUAGAACCGAAAUGGGAACUGCUGCUGCUGCUCAUGAUACCAUAACAGCAUAUGAAGACAGAAUUUCCAAGGUUUUUGAUAGUAUGGCUGUACAAGUAAAGAGAUCGAUGAAUCAGCUAUCGAGGCAGAGUGGGAGGUCGAUGUGGCUAUUGGCUUAUAUCGCCAUUGUCACAACUUGGCCUUUGCUUGGUUCUUUUGUUCGUGCUGUCUUCAGAAAGAAGUUGAAAUUAUAGCUGUACAAGCUGAUUGGUGGUAUAUUAUGCAAGUGUAAUGUGUACUUCUGCAUUAUGUUCAUGCGUUUUUUAAUAUACUGUUACGUAUCUGGAAUAAAUAAAUAAAUAGUUGAUACAAUA